This is a messenger RNA of Astrephomene gubernaculifera, 1110 nucleotides long. NCBI's taxonomy places the organism in Eukaryota, Viridiplantae, Chlorophyta, Chlorophyceae, Chlamydomonadales, Astrephomenaceae. The record is from the annotation of a GenBank genome assembly.
CUUGCUAAAAAUAGGCGGAAAUGUCGCGUGCGUUCGCUGCCGCUUCAGUCCUUGGCCGGCUUUCCACGCUCACGCGCUCCAAAUGGCAGGCCUCAAGUCCGGCUUUAACACUGUUAACAGUAGCCUGCGAUGCAACCUCCGGGAUUACAGUUAACGCUGCUUCCCUUAUUCAGCGGGAAAUGGGCUUGCACUCGUUCGUCACUUCUGCUUGCAUCAAGGCUUCGCCAGCAACUCCAUCCUCGACGGUGUCAGCUGAGGAGACACGUCAAGCUUGGCGUCCUGGCCAGGUUGAAUCGGCAGCUGCCGAGGCCUCAGAUGGUCACGUGACAACGACUCGGAGUGGGGUUCUACCAGAGAUGGAUGAGGUGGUCAAGACUCUCGAGGACAUGGGACUCCAGCCGGGCCGUAACUGCGUUGUUGGAGAUGGGGUUGCCGUAGUGGACGUGGGGCUUUACCUGCAGGGAGUAAAGGUGGCGCUGCAAAUGGAGGAGAACCGCCCCUCGGAAGCGGACUCCAAGUCCUACGCCCAGUUGCGCACCACGCACACGAUGCUACAGGCUCACGGAUGGCACCUGGCGGUUCUUGUGGCCUCCGACUGGCGGCUGCUGGACAGCGAGCAGAAGCCCAACUACCUUGCCUUCUGCAUCAACCAUGCGGUUGGCGGGGGCCACAAGCACGGACAAGGCUGCUGCGGCGGCGCGCACAAGCAGGGUGGCUGCGGUGGAGAGCACAAGCACGAGCAUGGGGGCUGCGGAAGUGCGCACAAGCACGAGCACGGUGGUUGUGGCGGAGAGCACAAGCACGAGCACGGUGGUUGUGGCGGAGAGCACAAGCACGGGCAUGGGGGCUGCGGAGGCGCUCACAAGCACGAGCCGGGCCACAAGUGCAAGGGCGAUGGAUCUUGCGGGAACCACCGUCACUAAGGGUGUUGCAAGGGUGACGUGUAGUGGCUUGAAUGCAGCAAGGGUGACCUGUGACGAGAUAAUAUCCAAGGUGGGGGCGCCCAUAGUUUAAAUUAUAUAUGGACUAGCUGUCCCGACCUUAUGCAAGGCCAUAUUGUAAGCACGACCAGUGCCUAUGCCCAUUGCUCCGUACACCGAACAAUUCCCA